Messenger RNA from Knipowitschia caucasica, 1569 nucleotides. NCBI's taxonomy places the organism in Eukaryota, Metazoa, Chordata, Actinopteri, Gobiiformes, Gobiidae. The record is from the annotation of a GenBank genome assembly.
AUGGACACUGAUGGCUGCAAUGGACAAUCUUUUGCAUCAGUAGGUGGAGAUUCUUCAAUUGAAAGAGAUUUCUCUGAGGCACUUGGAGGUCCGACUGUGAGCACUCCCAACAGCAAAGAGACCUCCCCUUCUCACUCACACAGCGCAAAAUCAAACUCGAUUAAGGUGGAAUCAUACAGCGAUGAGGAGCAAGGCCGCUUCACCGAGGAGGAGAGAGGGGAGCGAGCAGAAGAGGCUGCAGUAGAAACUGGAUCUGUCUUCAGAGAACUCUCUCACACCGACACAACGACUGGAGCCAUCCGCCUUCCCAACGGGAAACUCAAGUGUGACAUCUGUGGCAUGAUCUGCAUCGGACCCAACGUCCUCAUGGUGCACAAGCGCAGUCACACGGGUGAGAGACCGUUCCAGUGUACCCAGUGCGGGGCCUCGUUCACACAGAAGGGGAACCUCUUGCGUCACAUCAAGCUUCACUCUGGAGAGAAACCCUUUAAGUGUCCGUUCUGCAGCUACGCCUGCCGCCGCCGCGACGCACUGACCGGCCACCUACGCACACACAAAGUGUCAUCUCCCUCCGUUGGGAAACCGCACAAAUGCAGUUAUUGCGGCCGCAGUUACAAACAGCAGAGUGCACUGGAAGAGCACCACGAGCGCUGUCACAGCUACUACCACAGCACUGAGACUCAGCCUCUGUGCACAGGAGACGAUGUGAAAGAUGUGGAUCUCGUCCCUGAUUCACUGGUGCAGCCGUCCUCAGAUAAAAUGGCGUUCAUCGACCGUCUCGCCAACAGCAUCACCAAACGCAAGCGAUCCACUCCACAGAAGUUUCUAGGACAGAAGCAGAUUCGCCUGAACUUCCCAGAUGCACCGUACGAGUUGCGAGCACAGGACACAGAAGGUGAGCUCACUGUGGAGGCCCCUCCCUUCACAAGUGUGGGGGGGGCGGAGUUCAGACCACAGCAUUCGUCCAAUCACCAUCUGUCUGAGCUGCGGCCCUCGCUCAGCACCGCGCCACUGUCUUUGGGGCCGCGGCUUGACUGCACAGGUGUGGGGGCGGGGCGUGAGGCGGCAGAGGGACACGAGGACUUGAGCGCAGUCCGAAGCCGCGCCACCUCGCCCAGCAACGGCUGCAACGGUGGCAACGGCUGCCAGGACUCCACAGACACCGAGAGCGUUCAGGAGGAGCCCAUCACCCACCACCUCAAACACAACCACCACCAGAACCACUUCCAGCACGGCUCAGGCCCGCUCCAGCUGCUACGCGCAAAAGAAGAGGAGCGAUCUGAUGGGGGGAUGGUCACGCCUGCCCCUUCCUCGCCGCCUGCGCCCUCCUCCACCUCCUCCUCGUCCUCGCUGCAGCUGCGGGUGGUGGACUCUGAGGGCCGCGUGCUGCGGUCGUUCCGCUGCGACCACUGCCGCCUGCUGUUCUUGGACCACGUCAUGUUCACACUGCACAUGGGCUGCCAUGGCUUCAGGAUGCCCUUCGAGUGCAACAUCUGCGGCCACCGCAGCCGUGACCGCUACGAGUUCUCCUCACACAUGGUGCGCGGGGAGCACGCCUCCGACAGCUGA